GACUUUUCCCAGUUGUUUUUUUUUCACAUGUGAUUAAAUAACCCAUCAGUGCCAAGUGCAAACUGCAAUCGCGCGUGGCUGUUAUACGUUAUUCGUUAUACGGACUUUCGGUUGUCAAUUGGAGGCGUUCGAAAAAUGUUUUCACUUUCUCGCUACGCACCGUGGGCACGAAAUUUCGCACUUAUUGCUAACAAACAGCCUAGGUACAACUUGAAUCACUUGAAGAGCGGAGUUGUUGCUGUCUCUGCACUACCAUACGUGCGUGCCUUUGCGGAUUCACGUCAAAGCAGCGACAACAACGGUGAGGGCAACGGCAACGCCAACAACAAGAACACAAAUUCCAACACAUUUCAAGCAAACAUGGAGAAUAAAAGUGAAAAGAUUACCGUAAACAAGGAGGAGCUGCGGAAACGUCUAACGCCGCUGCAGUAUCAGGUUACACAAGAGGCGGGCACUGAGCGCCCCUUCACAGGCUGUUAUAACAAGCACUACGAGAAGGGCGUAUAUCGAUGCAUUGUCUGUCAUCAGGAUCUGUUUAGCUCGGAUACCAAGUACGAUUCGGGCUGCGGCUGGCCAGCUUUCAAUGAUGUGCUCGAUAAGGGCAAAGUCACAUUGCAUCGCGAUGCCAGUAUACCAGGUAUGUGCGCUAUAUAUCAACAUAUAUACAUAUAGUACAUAUAUUUAUAAUAAAAAUGUUAUAGGACUUUAUUUACAUGUAUGCAACAACAAAAACAACAGAAAUACUCAUGAUACAGCGCCGAGUACACUCAUAGUGUGUAAUAUGAAAAGUAUUUACGAGGGGAAUUCAAUUUAUAUUAAAGAAACCAUUUUUUUUUAUCUUGGUUUUUCGUUCAUCCAUUUUUGAUUGCGGUUUCAAUAAUUAUAAAACGAUCUCAAGCUUUCAAACGUUCCAUUCAUCGUAAACCUAAAGCACGCACAAGCUUUUUCCAUUAAUUAUUAUAGUUUUGAUUUUUCUCACAUUAAUCAAACAUAUUGUUGGGCUAGGAGUAUUUUACCUACAUGUAUAUAUUUAUAUAUUUUGAUUAUAUGUACAUAUGGAUGUAUCUAUGCAUCAAAGUUGGUUGGAAGAUCUGGUCGCAUUGCUUGGUUUCUCUUGGUUCAUCUGUAACAUAUUUGAUUUGGUUUUCUUUGAUAUUUUUAUUAUUUUUUGUUGCUAUUUUUACUCAUAUUAUAUUUAUAUUUGAUGUAAUACACUGCAAGACUAUUGUAGACGAUCCAUAUAUAUACAACAAAUUGAAUAAUGUGUAUUUUUCGUAUAUUUUCUAUUUCUCUUUUUUUAACUCGCUUCGAAAAACAAAAACAAAACAAACAAAACAAAAAACAAUAUUAAAACUUAAUGUUCCGCCUGUAAACGUUCUUUGGGGGUCUGUUUUGCUAACAAAACAUACACACACGACCACACAUUCACUUAAAAUCAUUGUUAAUCUACAAUGCAUUACACCUGACGCAUAAAAUGGCUUAUUAACAAUCAAUUUAAACACACUAAAUCAUUCAUAAUAAUAAAAACCAACACAUUUAAUUU
Molecule: messenger RNA, 1543 nt
Organism: Drosophila arizonae
Lineage: Eukaryota; Metazoa; Arthropoda; Insecta; Diptera; Drosophilidae
Gene: SelR
Product: methionine sulfoxide reductase SelR
Biological process (GO): response to oxidative stress; protein repair
Cellular component (GO): cytoplasm
Molecular function (GO): peptide-methionine (R)-S-oxide reductase activity
Source: RefSeq, a predicted model, not a curated record